GGUAGGGUAGCAAAUUAUUAGAAAGUAAAAAUAUUUUAACACUGAAAAAAGAAAGCAUUGUAGUAUACGAGAGUGAAUGUUAUGUAAUUAACGGUUUAUUAAUCGAUUAAUUUACAAUUAUCUACUAUUUUUCGUAUAAAUGAACAUGGAAACUCUGUUAAAAUUACACUGUCUUCAAGAACCUUUAGCGUGCAACAACUCUUCUAGAAAUGAACAAUAUGGCUGCUGAAUGUAUGAGAAAACAACGUUAUGUUUAUGUUGCACCGACACCGCCAGCUGAAAUGAUCGAUUCAAGCAGUUAUACAAUUUCGUUCGGCGAUAGAAAAUUUUUACAACUAGGACUGAAUCCAAUGGAGGACUUCAAUAUUACGGUAUAUAUUAUUACUCCUUCACGAUAUAUUAGCAUGUCAACAGAAUUUUUAAAUACUAUUUACGGCAUGAUGAAUGAAAUAAAUAUAUUUUUACAAUCAUCUCCGGUUAGAAACGAAAACAAUAUUUUAUACCGAAAUGAAUGUUUCAAAUUAUCUAAAACAUUAUAUCGUGAUUCAGUACAUUUAGUAUUAGAAUCCACGACGACCGAAGGAUGCCGUGUUUUAUUAAAUAAAGAAAACAUUCAGAUACUUAAACAAAUGGAGUGUACUAUUAAUAAUGGUAUAACAAGAAAAUUAAAAACACGUUUGCAAGUAAUACAUCAAGUAGAUCGUAUUGUACAAUACGCCGAUGGUAAAUGGCUAGGACUUAGAACUCUACAAUCACCAAAUGAUGGAAUGGUUAAUUUUAUAAGAAGUUUGAACGAUAUAGAAAUAGGUGACAGUAAUUACAUAAGCGAGCUGAAAAAUUUAGCAUACAAUGUAAUAGUUGAUCGAUGGGUCAAGUCAUGGUCCGAGGGCACGCUUCAAAUUAAUGAAAAAGAAGAAAUGUAUGACGAAAAUGACGGUCCGGAAUUUUUCAAUACAACAGUGUUUACCCAAGAAAAUAGUUAUAGUCCAUGGGCUUUACAAUGGCCGAAACCCAAUCACGUUAGAAAAUUAACUUAUAUUAAUAAUUUAUAAACAAUAACUUUAUAUAUUGUA
This is a messenger RNA of Daktulosphaira vitifoliae (grape phylloxera), 1073 nucleotides long. RefSeq lists its product as uncharacterized. Lineage: Eukaryota; Metazoa; Arthropoda; Insecta; Hemiptera; Phylloxeridae. The transcript is spliced from 2 exons. The record is from RefSeq and is a predicted model, not a curated record. The coding region runs from base 210 to 1052 and encodes 280 amino acids.